CUGAUCUAUGUAAUACACUGCAGUAUCUAUCGCCAACCGAAUGUGUUUGUGAAUGCCUCACCGCGAGGCCGUCGCCGUUCUACACAUGACAGCUCCGCAAUGACAGCACAGUUAAAUUCCCCACACAGAAGUUUCAUUGUUCCGUCCUCGAUUUUGUGAGUGAUGGUCGCGUGCUUGGUAGCAACAUAAGUAUCUCGCUUCGAGUUCAACCCACCGUGUUAAUCAGCAGUUUCUUGUGGCUAGCACUGCAUCCCAAAAGGGCACAACACGCUCUGAGCUGUGGGUCAGUUUCCAACCUUCCGCAUAGCAAACAAGCUAUAUUCAAUGGCGACGACAACCUGCCAAAUUUGCCUGGAUAGCAUCGAGAAAGAACAAUUGCUCUCAAACGUUUGCGGGAAGAGCUGCAGCGCCCGUAUCUGUGAGCAAUGCCUGGUCGUCACGUCGAGGUGACGCUACAGCAAUUCUACCCUGGCGUACUACCUCGAAUCCGCUGCCCAAUCUGUCUGGUCCCGAUGCAUGCGAGUCGCUGGGAAGCGUGCGCUCCAACAGAUACGAAGUCUACGUUGACGUCCAAGUACGCAGAGCUGUGUGGCCAGACAUGCGCAGUGACGCCUCCAUGCUGCCACAAAACAGGCUACACACAUCUUACGGUGUUUGAUCCUGAUCGCAAACCGUCAAGCCCAGUCAUGUUGCUACCAUCGCAACUCGAGAUAUUCAAGACGCUGUGCAAGGAAUUCUGCCGCCACAAACAAGAGCCUCGUACAGUUCUGAACUAUGCGUUUGGCACCUUCGGAGAGGAGAAAGCUUCGAUCCUCUUGAACGAGCUGAUGUUGCCUCGUAUUCAGGACCCGGAGCGACGUGCCACUCUGCUGCUGUCCCUGAUGUACUUCCGACCCAACACAAAGACGAACUGCUGCGGACACAACUUCUGCUUCAACUGCAAGCGUCGCGAUCACCACGAGUCGUGCGCAGAGGAAUUUAAUGACAAUAACGACCUGGUGCGCUGCCGUACGUGUCGAGUGCUGCUUCUAAAAGUUGAAGGCUGUGACGCAGUGCAAUGUGUCUGUGGAUUCAACAUGAACUGGGCGCGGGAGAUAACCCUCCGUCGAGACCGAAAGAAGGGCAAGCUGCCGGUUGAUAUCUUCGACAUCCUGCUGACGAACGACUGGCUCAUCUUUCAGAGUCGACUGGCCGUAGUUGUGAAAAAGCUAUGGCUGCACAAGCACGUGGUUGCAAUGCGCCCCCUGGUUCGCCCACUCUUCGUCGUUUACUUGUGGCGGUUCCGUCUCCGCAAGGUUCUUACAACCGAGUUAAGCGCUGGCUGCGUGGCACGACGCGCUACACACGUCGAUUAUACUAUUGCUAAAGUCAGAGGUGUUCUACGACCGGCCGUGGCAUCGUGCGUCUGGCGUCGGAGAUUUAGUAGGGCGGUGGCAGGUGUGGAAUCUGAGAUUUUUUGGAAGGCAUAUCGUCGCUGGCACCCGAAAGACGCCGAGUCUCAAGCUGAAGAAAUAAAUACUCUGCUGAACAUCGGCACGUACGAUGACGGCGAGUAG
Molecule: messenger RNA, 1556 nt
Organism: Phytophthora infestans T30-4
Lineage: Eukaryota; Oomycota; Peronosporomycetes; Peronosporales; Peronosporaceae
Product: urease accessory protein, putative
Exons: 1
Coding region: 426-1556 (376 amino acids)
Source: RefSeq, a predicted model, not a curated record